AACACUGAAGUGAGGUUAUGUUGGUUUAAAGCUCCGGAAACGGAAGGUUCCAGGAUGAAUAAGUGGAAAGUGAAUGAUUACAAGAAUCUGCAUGAAUCGGAAGAGCAUUGGAAGCUCAGAAAAGCCUUUAUGCAGCUCUACAAAGAGAGUAUUCCGGAAGAUGAACUGGUUUGUUUAGCACAAACAAUGAUAAACAUCGAAUUCCUGGGCUGCAGGUAUUCGAAGGAAGUAAUGCUUCGAAUUGAGGAACUGGCAGCAGAUCUCUUGAAAGAUUCAAGGAGCCAGCGGAAAGAUCGUCUCAAGAGGACUUUUGUAGGAGCUUCUGAUGCAGCAACUGCAAAAAUCAAAAGAUCCUCGCUAUCUGAUACCCUUAAGAGACCAGCAGAACCUGCCCCAGAAUCCUUAGAACCGGCCGUGAAGAAGAGAAUCUCUGAGGAACUUUUCUAUAUCAAUUAUGAACCUACGGAUUUCAUUUCAGACUUUGGAAAGAUCGUAAUUUAUGAUCCUUCCACGGCAGAUAUCGAGCAGUCUGCUACUACAAUUGUUCAGAUUAUAAAUGGGAAGUGCAAGGCGAUGGUAGAGGAGCAGCUGGAUGUAGUUAAAGAUACUUUCCGGGUGAGUAUCACAAUCAAUGGGCGAAUUGCUGGAACUGCAUUGGCUGCUACUAAGGUUCUGGCUAGGAAGGAAGCCUACGAUGCUGCUCUAUCUGAGCUCCGGAAGCACUACUACAUGCUCAAAGUCAAGAAUUCCUUCCUGGCCAGGGAUAAUCAGCAAAUAAGUAAAUUUGACGAAGAAUGCGACAAAAGGGCUGCAAAUUCAGAGAAAAUCGGAGAGAAUAACUUGGGAUUCAAGCUUCUAAAGUCCCUGGGAUGGAAGGGAGGUGGACUUGGGUCUAAGAACGACGGAAUUGUCAAUCCAGUUGAGCUCUCGGUGAACAUUGGACGUCAGGGAUUGGGAGCAACUACAAACACGGAUUACUACAGAAAUAUCCUCCGGAAGUACAAAAAUACGCCCACCCUGUACGACCUUGUCUUCACCAAUGAGUUUGCCAAUGAGGAGAGAGCAGUCCUGCACCAGCUCGCGAAGCGAUUGGACCUCAAAUCCAAGAGCUAUGGGAAAAAUGAGAACCGCCAUUUGGUAAUCAGCAAGAAAAUUACCAUCUUCGACAUCGCCGCUGAUAUGAUUGAGAAGAAGGAUCCAGUUUUAUGGGAAAAGUUUAUUCUUAUCCCUCCGGAAGGGCAGAAAUCAAAUAAAUGACCGUUAAAUUGAAACUUAA
Messenger RNA from Phlebotomus papatasi, 1276 nucleotides. RefSeq lists its product as uncharacterized. The transcript has 4 exons. Bases 55 to 1257 code for a protein of 400 amino acids. Lineage: Eukaryota; Metazoa; Arthropoda; Insecta; Diptera; Psychodidae. The record is from RefSeq and is a predicted model, not a curated record. Gene Ontology annotation, molecular function: nucleic acid binding.